Molecule: messenger RNA, 4079 nt
Organism: Haliotis rufescens (red abalone)
Lineage: Eukaryota; Metazoa; Mollusca; Gastropoda; Lepetellida; Haliotidae
Product: potassium voltage-gated channel subfamily D member 2-like
Exons: 2
Coding region: 153-3278 (1041 amino acids)
Biological process (GO): potassium ion transmembrane transport; protein homooligomerization
Cellular component (GO): voltage-gated potassium channel complex; membrane
Molecular function (GO): protein binding; voltage-gated potassium channel activity
Source: RefSeq, a predicted model, not a curated record
CUCGUAUUUAAGGACUAGCUGUACAUUACCUCGGUAUAUCACGACUACACGCCUGUUUCCAGGGACGUAAAAGGCCAUCCUUGUAUGAGCCACAGUGUUGUUAUUAUUAAUUACCAUGCCAUAAGGGGUCGAGACUAAUCAACGUACCCACGAUGUUAAAAGGGAGAGAGAAAGAUUCCGCUCAUGUUCUUUACGGUUUGUUGCCUGGAGCUAGAGUCAAUGAAGCCAACAAAAAAAUCACGAUCAACACUGGGACCUCGAAUGAGACCGUCAUUUUCAAUGUGGGUGGAUCACGGUUUGAAACCUACAGAUCCACACUUAACAGCCUCCCGUUCAGCAAACUGGCGGACGAAACCUUCCUGGAGAAGUAUUACAGGGAGGAUAGGAAGGACUACUUCUUUGACCGGGAGCCUGAUGGUUUCAAGGCGAUAUUGAACUACCUCCGUACGGGGGAGCUGCACCUCCCUGCCUGGCUUUGUGCAGCUUCGGUCAAAACUGAACUCUUAUUUUGGGGCGUGGAGGAGGAUGAGAUUGAGGAGUGUUGCUGGGUGAACUACAGUUCGAUGACGACGACGUUGGAGUCGUUGAGGAAGUUGGAGAAGGACAGGAAGGGGACGUUGGGGCACGUUGAGGAGAAUCGGAAUGAUUCGUCUUCUAAGUGGCAGAGGAUUCGUCAAAAGGGAUGGCGCUUUUUGAACAACCCACGAUCAUCAUUAUGGGCUAAGGUAUUUGGCGCAGUAUCAAUGACGUUUGUGGUCGUAUCUAUUUUCGCAUUCUGCGCAGAGACACAUGACAGUUUUCAUACUUCCGUUUCACAACCUGGCUCACAAAUGUCCUUGAAGAACGGAAGUGACGUCAACGAUUCCCGUGGUGCCUCUGACGUCUACAUCCAUCCAUCGCUGUUUGUCAUUGACGUCACAUGCCUGACCUACUUUCUUUUCGAGUUUACAACAAAGUUCCUAUUCUCCCAGAGCAAAGUAAAAUAUUUCAUACUACCAAUGACAAUAAUUGAUAUCAUAGCACUGAUUCCGGAUAUCGUCGAGACGUCGUAUCGCCUGUCAACGUCCGACUAUUACUCACGUGACACUCUCGACGUACUUCCGGUUCUGCGCGUCACAAGAGUCUUUCGUAUUUUACGUCUUAUUCGUCACAUUUCCGGUUUGUGGAUCCUGUUCUAUACACUCAAGGCAAGUUUAAGAGAACUGCUCCUGAUGCUGCUGUUCUUGUUCGUGGGGAUGCUGUUGUACUCUUCUCUCAUCUACUUUGCGGAUGACCGGAGCACGUUUACCAGCAUCCCUCACGGGUUCUGGUGGGCACUCAUCACCAUGACAACCGUUGGUUAUGGUGACAUGUUUCCUGUGACGAACGUUGGCUACCUUGUAGGAUCAGUGACUGCAGUAUCAGGUCUGUUAAUGAUUGGGUUCACAGUUCCAGUACUGGUAAACAACUUCUUAUUGUACUACGGUCAUACACAAUCAGCAAUGGUGAGAGAACAGAACAGGGAAAAGAGGAUCAAGCGCAUGGAAGCACAAUCAAGGAAACGCAGACCAACUCUAUUCUCUAUUUCAUCAAAAGUGCUUCCGAAAGCGUCCAUCAUCAAAAAUGAGCCAGUGUUGGCUUCGAUGGCCCAGAACGCGUCAAGACGUGCUGUCAAAAGCUACCACUCAAGGUUAGCUACAUUGUCAGGGAUCGAGUCAAACAGUGAUGACAUGACAAAAAAUGUGCCAACGUUUGCUUCGAUGGCAAAAAAUGCCUCAAUAAUUACUGACAAGACAAAAACGUCAACUGCAGACAGCGUGUCAGUGACUACCAACAAGACAAAAACGUCAACUGCAGACAGCGUGUCAAAGACUAUCGACAAGACAAAAACGUCAACAGCAGACAGCGUGUCAAAGACUAUCGACAAGACAAAAACGUCAACAGCUGACAGCGUGUCAAAGACUGGUGACAAGACAAAAGCGUCAACUGCAGACAGCAUGUCAAAGACUACCGACAAGACGAAAACGUCAACAGCAGACAGCAUGUCAAAGACUGUCGACAAGACAAUAACGUCCACAGUAGACAGCGUGUCAAAGACCAGCGACAAGACAAAAGCGUCAACUGCAGACAGCAUGUCAAAGACUGUCGACAAGACAAUAACGUCCACAGUAGACAGCAUGUCAAAGACCAGUGACAGGACAAAAGCGUCAACUGCAGACAGCAUGUCAAAGACUGUCGACAAGACAAUAACGUCCACAGCAGACAGCGUGUCAAAGACUACCGACAAGACAAAAGCGUCAACUGCAGACAGCGUGUCAAAGACAACUGACAAGACAAAAACGUCAACAGCAGACAGCGUGUCAAAGACUACCGACAAGACAAAAACGUCAACAGCAGACAGCAUGUCAAAGACAACCGACAAGACAAUAACGCCAACUGCAGACAGCGUGUCAAAGACAACUGACAAGACAAAAACGUCAACAGCAGACAGCAUGUCAAAGACUACCGACAAGACAAAAACGUCAACAGCAGACAGCGUGUCAAAGACUGGUGACAAGACAAUAACGUCAACUGCAGACAGCAUGUCAAAGACUACCGACAAGACAAUAACGCCAACUGCAGACAGUGUGUCAAAGACAACUGACAAGACAAAAGCGUCAACAGCAGACAGCAUGUCAAAGACUACCGACAAGACAAUAACGCCAACUGCAGACAGCAUGUCAAAGACAACUGACAAGACAAAAACGUCAACAGCUGACAGCAUGUCAAAGACCAGUGACAGGACAAAAACGUCAACUGCAGACAGCAUGUCAAAGACUACCGACAAGACAAAAACGUCAACAGCAGACAGCGUGUCAAAGACAACUGACAAGACAAAAACGUCAACUGCAGACAGCAUGUCAAAGACUGUCGACAAGACAAAAGCGUCAACUGCAGACAGCGUGUCAAAGACAACUGACAAGACAAAAGCGUCAACUGCAGACAGCAUGUCAAAGACUGUCGACAAGACAAUAACGUCAACAGCAGACAGCGUGUCAAAGACCAGCGACAAGACAAAAGCGUCAACUGCAGACAGCAUGUCAAAGACUGUCGACAAGACAAUAACGUCCACAGCAGACAGCAUGUCAAAGACCAGUGACAGGACAAAAGCGUCAACUGCAGACAGCAUGUCAAAGACUGUCGACAAGACAAUAACGUCCACAGUAGACAGCAUGUCAAAGACCAGCGACAGGACAAUAACGCUAACUGCAGACAGCAUGUCAAAGACCAGCGACAAGACAAAAACGUCAAGAUGCUGACUGGAUAGAUACGUCAACAUCAGUCUAAAGCAUGCAAGACAAUGUUGACCUCGAUGGCAGUGUGUGCAAAAUUGUUGUCAAGAUAGAAUGGUCAAUGCUAACUACGAUGGCAGACAAGCUGUCAAGUCAGAGAUACGUCGAUGUUUUCAAUUUGUAAUCAAUGUCUAGAUUUCACUAUGUUUUAAGUACAAUCGAGCAUGCUCUUUCCACGAAGAUUUUAAAGAGCGACUCCUGAUCAAUGUUACAUUCAAGGCCAUAUUAUGGAUUUCAAAAGGUUCUAUGAUAGACAUGCAGCGCUCGAUCUAUAAUAAUUAAGAAAGACUUGCCUUCGCAUGUGGUUGUGUCCAUGGCAGGCAAGCUGUCCAAAUGUGCUGACAAAUCAAAAACGUCAAUGUUAACUUCAAUGGCAGACAAGCUGUCCAAAUGUGCUGACAAAUCAAAAACGUCAAUGUUAACUUCAAUGGCAGACAAGCUGUCCAAAUGUGCUGACAAAUCAAAAACGUCAAUGUUAACUUCAAUGGCAGACAAGCUGUCCAAAUGUGCUGACAAAUCAAAAACGUCAAUGUUAACUUCAAUGGCAGACAAGCUGUCCAAAUGUGCUGACAAAUCAAAAACGUCAAUGUUAACUUCAAUGGCAGACAAAAUGUCCACAUUAGCCGACAAGACGUGGUGAGGUGGAAUUGGGUUUAACGUCGCGUCCAAGAUUAUUGCACUUAUAUAGCGACGUGCAUGUACGUGUGUAUGUGUGUGUGUGGCUGCUUGUAGUAGUCCGGACUGAUGCCGAUUUAUAGUGCCAGCACA